AUGAGUGGGCAGUUAGUCCUGAAAAAGAAAGUGCGUGGAGCUCAUAGAGGGGCAGCAACGAAGUUGAUUAGAAAGGUAAAUGAGAUCUUGGAUCUUGAAGAACACAGCGAAGAUGAGAAGUUAGCGAUCCGCCAGCACCGAGACAGCGCCAAAGAAAAGGCAGAGACCGUUCGCGCACUCGACGAUGAGGUCAUCGAGUUGUCGGCGGAGAAAGAAGAUAGCGAAGAGCUCGAGGCAAUCAUAACGGAGGGCGACGAGAUGCGUGCGAGACUGCACGAGGUUAUCCACGGGAUGGAGGGGUUAAUGGCACUGUGGGAUCAAGCCGCAUCCCCAGCGAUCAGCCCGGCUAGCUUACCUAGUUCACCGGCAAGGUCUUCUACCUCGACUGAGGCGAGAGUGAGAGCAAGGCUACCUGAGGUUGAAGUGCCGAAAUUUGGUGGCAAAAUACAAGAAUGGCCGGAAUUCUGGGACUCCUUUGAGAGCGCCAUUGAUAGCAAUGGGGCGCUCGCGGACGUAGAUAAGUUCGCUUAUCUGAAGGGGUUACUGGUAGACGAGGCGAAACAUACCAUUGCUGGUUUCGCGAUGACCGCGGCAAACUACGGCGCUGCUAUCGGAAUACUUCGCAAGCGAUAUGGCAAAACCGAGGCUAUACAGCGGUCGCACAUUAACGACCUACUUAACCUGUCGCCUGUUUUUAACGAUGGGGACUUAACGAGGCUGAGGCGGUUCUACGAUGUAGCGGAGACGCAUUUCCGAGGGCUAGAAGCUCUAAAUGUAAAUGAAACAAGUUAUUCGGGGAUCGUGGUACCGGCCCUGCUACAGAAGUUGCUGAACUCGUUCCGGCUCACAACCACCCGUGGAUAUCAAAACUUCAUGUCAUGGAGUAUGGAAAGACUGUUGGCUGAGAUACGAGCGGAGGUAGAGCUGAGAGAAGAGCACAAGCCGAUUUCUUCUGAGGCAAGUAACAAGAAACCACAAGACGGUAUGCAAAGGCAAACAAGCGGGAGCGCAUUAUUUGUUGAAGCUAAUGGACAGGGAGAGCGAAAGAAAAUCUUGGUUAAGUAUGCUAGAUGUUUUAGAUGCCUUAGGAAAAAUCACAGGUCCUACGAGUGUAAAUCGAAAGAUAGUAACUGUAAGGGCUGCGCGGGCGCGCAUCAUCUUUCAAUAUGCGAAAAUCAAGCUAGUGGCCAAACAGAAACGCCACAGCAGGAACGGGGGGAGAGCGAGCAAGCGGGAGAAGCUAGUUCAAAUCACGUAACUUCGGGGUUUGCGGAGAGUUUUCAUGUUGGCUCUGGUACGCGCAUAGCUUUACAAACAGCGCAGGGCAUUGUUAGCUGGGAAGGGGGCGUAUCAGCUAGGACAAGGUUUUUGUUUGACGCCGGAAGUCACCGCUCAUUCAUCACGGCGUCGGCAGCGCGCAAAGCCAAACUUCCUGUCGUUAGGCGUGAAUGGCUUUGCAUUAACGCGUUUGGUCAGCGCUACCAGAAAGGCACGCUCAGAGAGGUGGUAGAGUUAAAUGUAAGUCCUGUAAAUGGAGGUGCUAGCAUUAAUGUGCAGGCGUUCGUAGUGCCAUAAAUUUCUAGCAUACCCAAUGGUCACGUAGAGUUAGCUAGAGAUCAGUUUCCGCACCUCAAAGGUUUAUGGUUCUCAGAUGUGAAUAGGAAUGAGGAAAGACUAGAAAUAAAGAUUUUAGUUGGAGCGGAUUAUCUUUGGCAUUUUCAGAAAGGACGAGUAAUUCGAGGCAAAGUAGAGGAAGCCGUCGCCAUAGAGACAGAGUUAGGAUGGAUAUUGUCAGGCCCUAUGACAGUAGAUAGUGAAUGUGUAGAGAAUGUACAGAUAGUACAGGCUAAUUUGUUAGUCCAAGACCGGUCAGCAGAGCAAUCAGAGAGUUUGGAGAGUGAGAUAGCGAGACUGUGGGAUUUAGAGACCUUAGGUAUUAGAGAGACACAGGGAGUACAGGAAGAAUUUCUGGAUAACAUUUGUUUCAAUGGAGAGAGGUAUUCGGUUAAGUUACCAUGGAAGGUCAACCACAGAUCGUUACCUACUAAUUACGAAAACAGCCUAGGACGCCUUCAUGGCACAAUGAGAAAGCUUAGGCAAGAGCCAGAAGUGCUAGACCAGUACGAGGCAGUAAUCAAGGAACAGUUAGAGUCGGGAGUGAUAGAGCCGGUUCAUGCGUUAGAAGAUGGUAACAAGAUCCAUUACUUACCACAUAGAGCGGUAGUGCGUAGGAAUGUUGCUACUAGUACACCGGUAAGAGUGAUCUAUGAUGCGUCGGCGAAGACAGGUAAAAAGGGCGUGUCGCUCAACGACUGUUUACACGUUAGACCGUCUCUCAACCCUCUCCUAUUUAAUGUGUUGCUGAGAUUCCGUCUCCACAGGGUAGCCCUCAUAGCAGAUAUCGAGAAGGCUUUCUUGAAUAUCGAAGUCGACCCUGGAGACCGAGAUUGUUUACGAUUCUUAUUCCCAGAGUACCCGAGAAGGGAGGAUUCCGUAAUCAAGAUAUACCGGUUUUGUAGAGUGGUGUUUGGUCUGAACGCCUCGCCAUUUCUAUUGAAUGGAACCUUGAGGCACCACCUCGUGAAGUUUAAAGAGAUAGAUCCUGAGUUUGUAGAGAUGUUAGUCAACAGUUUUUAUGUAGAUGACUUGGUGACAGGGAGUAACACCCCGGAAGAGGCGUAUGAGUUAUACGUGAAGUCCAAGUCGAGAUUGGCAGAAGGUGGGUCUAACCUGCGCAAGUGGCAGACUAACGAUAGCGAGCUCAGAGGUAGGUUGGAUGUAAGCGAAGGGAGAUGUAUGCCAGGUAGUAAAGAAGGUGUGGCGCGUGGUAAGACUAGCCAGGGCGUGGCAAGCGACUGUGAUAUUCAGAAGGUGUUAGGCCUACCCUGGAAUAGCAGUAGUGACACUAUAGGACUCACAUUUGGCCACCGCAAGUGAUCUUGCAGGUAUGUUCGAUCCCUAGGAAUAGUAAGCCCAGUAACUGUAGCUGCAAGAAUCCUUUUUCAGACCCUGUGUAGAAUGACCGAGUUAACCUGGGACGAGGAAUUGACUGGAGAGGUAAGGAAAGAGUGGGAGGCCUGGGUUAAAGAACUGGGAAAUUUGAUGAGUGUUGAAGUACCUCGGUGCGUAUUGGACACGUCCAACCGUAAGGUGCAGAUUCACGGGUUUGCUGAUGCGAGUCGCAAGGCGAACUGUGCCGUCGUAUACCUCGUAUACGACGUGGGGGGAAAGAGGCAGGUAAGGUUACUUUGCAGAAAGACUAGAGUGGCCCCCCUUGAAGAGAUGACAAUCCCCAGGUUAGAGCUAAUGGCCGCGUUAAUCCUUGCCCGUCUAGUCAGCCAUGUUAGAGCUAAUGGCCGCGUUAAUCCUUGCCCGUCUAGUCAGCCAGGUUAGAGCUAAUGGCCGCGUUAAUCCUUGCCCGUCUAGUCAGCCAGGUUAGAGCUAAUGGCCGCGUUAAUCCUUGCCCGUCUAGUCAGCCAUGUUAUAGAAGCACUAGGCACACUCAUUGAAGUAGAAAGCGAGGUGUACCGGUCAGAUAGCAAAACAGUGUUAUACUGGUUGGCGAACAAAGGUGAGUGGAAACAGUUAGUUAAGCACAGAGUAGAUGAAAUUUUGCAGCUGACUAGGAACGGUGAGUGGAGGCAUUGCUCGGGAGAGCAGAACCCGGCCGACAUUGGGUCACGGGGUGCACUCGCCUCCAAACUCAAGAGUAGUGCACUGUGGUGGAAUGGCCCACACUGGCUGAUUGGUCCCGAACAGGGAUGGCCAGCAUUACAGAUCGAGAGAACGCCAGCUGGGGCGGAAGAGGAGAAGGGCACUGUAAGUAUGGUAGUCAACACCAGAGUACCGAAGAGUGACAUAUCUAGUGUAAUCAACCCUAACAAUUUCAGUAAUUGUAGCAAGUUGUUCAAGGUAACAGCGUAUGUUCGGAAAUUCAUGCACAAUGUUAGGGCAGAGAAAGUAGAAGACAGGAUGACAGGCAGGUUAUCUAGAGAGGAGACGACGAACGCAGAGCUAGAGUGGAUAAAGUCAGCGCAAGUAGACUUGACGCAACAAGCGACGUUUAAUCAGGUGACCAAGCAGCUAGAUUUAGUAGAAGAGGCAGGCAUACUUAGGUGCAGAGGGAGACUGGGUAAUUCCGAGCUUGCGACAGACGCUAGAAUGCCCAUAAUAUUACCGAGAGAUCACAGGCUGACAGAGCUGGUUAUACUAGACUGCCAUAGUAAGUUACACCACAGUGGUGUUAGCGGCACCUUAGCGCAGUUGCGGACAAGGUUCUGGGUUCCGAAAGGUAGACAAGUUGUAAAGAAGAUAGUGCAUAGGUGUGUCACGUGUAAGAAGCUAGAAGGCAGGGCAUACGCGCCGCCUCCCGUGGCGGAUUUACCAGGCUUUAGAGUUACGCAGGCAGAGCCAUUCUCCAAAGUAGGAGUCGGCUUUGCAGGUCCUCUCUAUUACAAGAGUAGUACAGGUAUGAUGCAGAACGCGUAUGUGGCACUUUUCUCGUGUUGCGUGACACGAGCAUUGCAUCUUGAUUUAGUGGUAGAUUUAGAGGCUUGUACUUUCAGGAGAUGCCUUAGAAGGUUUGCAGCCAGGAAGGGAGCUCCAACGCUGAUAGUGUCAGACAAUGCGAAAACGUUCAAAGCCGCAGCAAAGGCCCUGAGGGAGCUAUAUGACCACCCGGAGGUAUAAGCAUAUUUAGGGGUCAACAGAGUAUCUUGGCAAUUCAACCUAGAGAAGGCUCCAUGGUGGGGUGGGUUUUACGAGAGAAUGAUAGGAAGCGUCAAGCGGGGUUUGAGGAAGACCUUGGGCGAGGCACGAUUGACCUAUGAUGAGCUAAUUACAGUUUUGGUGGAGGUCGAGAGCACACUGAACGACAGGCCGCUUACAUAUGUGUACGAUGAGGUCGGAGAGGUGGAGCUUGCACCAGCCCAUCUAAUGUAUGGCAGACGACUAAAUAGCUUUCCAGACGAGGUAGUAGAGCCAGACGAUGUAGCAAAUCCAGACCACAACAGUCGGUUUAGGUAUGUAAAUGCUAAACUCUCCCAUUUUUGGAAGAGAUGGAGUAAGGAGUAUCUAGCUAGCCUUCGAGAGUUCUAUCGUAGUAGUCGUGUCACCGGGCAUCAUAGGGAGACAGUUCAAGUAGGAGAUGUAGUGACGAGUUCCAUCGUAGUAGUCGUGUCACCGGUCAUCAUAGGGAGGCAGUUCAAGUAGGAGAUGUAGUGACAAGUUCCAUCGUAGUAGUCGUGUCACCGGGCAUGGGAGGCAGUUCAAGUAGGAGAUGUAGUGACGAGUUCCAUCGUAGUAGUCGUGUCACCGGGCAUCAUAGGGAGGCAGUUCAAGUAGGAGAUGUAGUGACAGUGCACGAGGACGGCAGUAAGAGGAGUCAGUGGAAGAUGGCGGGAGUAGAGAAGUUGAUCAAGGGCAGAGAUGACGUAGUGAGAGGAGCACAAGUUAGACUUGUCAAGAAGGGCAAGCCAUCUCGCCUGGACAGACCAGUCCAGAGACUCUACCCCAUAGAAGUUAGUUGCGCGGACUCGACAGUGAAUCGCAUCGCGUGCGCGGACAGGAGUGUGCAUACCAGAGCCAGGUCCACUCGAGCCGCAGCAUUGCACGCGCAGAAUAGAAUCGCGAUCGGGGCUUUGCUUGACUCCUAAGAGUCAAGGGGGGGGGGGGGGGGGGGAGUGUGUUGCAGAAGUUCCGUUUCUGUGUACCGGAAGUUGUUAAAAUUAUUAGUUUAUGAUCACCAAUUAUGUAAUAUGUAAUUAGUAAUAGGAUCGGGUAUCAUUGUACCAGGCACGGGGUGAACUCGUGAGAGAUUGUAAGAGAGAUUGUGGAGAGAUAGAGAGCUGAUUCGAAUAAAAGGAGAAGAAAGUCGGAGAUCGUUAA
Messenger RNA from Nematostella vectensis (starlet sea anemone), 5886 nucleotides. RefSeq lists its product as uncharacterized. The transcript is spliced from 2 exons. The record is from RefSeq and is a predicted model, not a curated record. NCBI's taxonomy places the organism in Eukaryota, Metazoa, Cnidaria, Anthozoa, Actiniaria, Edwardsiidae. Bases 1 to 1575 code for a protein of 524 amino acids.